AUGGAUUCCAACCAACUAAUACACUUGGAUUCGGUUCCUAAUUUCAAGGAUAAGAAUGAGAUUAAACCAUGGUUACAGAAAAUUUUCUACCCGCAGGGAAUAGAGAUCGUCAUUGAGAGAUCAGACAGUCUUAAAGUUGUAUUUAAGUGUAAAGCUGCCAAGAGGGGCAGGAAGAGUCAGGAAGAACUUACCGAGGAAGAACGUUUACGGCAAGAGGCUUUGGCUAGGGAACAUGAAAUGAAGAGGAAGUCUAUGGGUAACAAGAGGUGUGUGUCGCGAUAUAAUCACUGUCCAUUCCGAGUACGGGCAACUUAUUCGCUAAAGAGGAAAAAAUGGAGUGUAGUGGUGUUAAAUAAUACACAUACCCAUCCUUUAAAAUUUAAUCCUUUAUCUGAGGAGUAUAAGAAAUUCAAAGAGAAACUUCGAGCCGAUAAUGAUGUCGAUGCCAUAAAAAUGUUUGAUGAACUAGAAUAUCGAACGCAACAUAACUUACCACUUCCAACAUCGAUCAUUCCUUGUGAUUGUGGUCUGACUAAUGAAGUGAAAAGCUUUGAUGUGGUAUUACCCAAAACUAUGGUACCAGACGAAUUAUCGGUUAAGGCUAGCGAAAUCUCAUUAAAGAAAGUAUUGGAAGAAGAUGAAAACUGUACAUUCUUGACAAAUCUGAAAAAAUCCAGUGCAAUCUCAAAGAAUAAAGGAGUGAAGCGAUUGAAACCCAAGCAUUCGCUAUCUGGCAAUACAGAAACUUUAAGAAAAAAUCUUCUUUGGAAAAGUAAUCAAAUUUACUAUAGUGAGACUGCUGUAAAUUCGCCGAUGUUAGAUUCUUCUCCAAAUUUAUUUGGAAAUCAAUUAUCUUUGUCUACACCAGAUUUGGUGGCAGCAGAUGCUGGCAGUAAUGGCAGUCAAAUAUCUACCAAAGCCUUUAGUGAUUUUAUAGAUGAUCCAUUUACAGUGGGUACUAAUGGCAAUGGUGCAGACUUCCAACCAUUCACAGCUUCAAAUACAGGGAAUGCAAUAACCAAUUUGGACGAGAUUGAUUUUACUAAUAUUUUUGCCAGAUCGACUAAUAACAACCACAAGCACCCUUAUAACUCUACAGCUAUUGAUAGGAAUGAUUCACCAACAUCAAAUGCUCCUUUAUCAGUAAAAAAUGCCUAUGAUGGACUUGAUGAUUGUUGGUCAAUAUACAUGUCACCAAACACUACCCAUGAUGACACACCUGUUGAUAUUUCCCCUGCAUCCUCUAAACUACAUAACAAGAUGCCUAGAAUUCCAGAGCAAAGGUCAGAUUCUUUACAACCGAAUGUUCGGUUUAAUGAUACAGCUUUAAAACAUGAAAGUUUAUUCACAGAUGACCUCAUAAAUAAGAGUAGUCCAAGACAUGACGUUGGAGAUGAAUUCUUGUUUGAUAAGAUGCUGAAUAAAGAAUUGACGUCUUUGAACGAAUUUACAGAGAACAAACAUUCUGACUAUCCUGUAAACGCGGGUUCAUUUAAUCUUGAUGUCUUUGGACCUUCUGUCGAUAACAAUGAUUCUUUGUCCACUUUAGAUUUUACUAAGCCUAUGAACGAUAACUUUGUUAAAUUAGAAGAAGAUCACAUAAUGUGA
Nakaseomyces glabratus is the source of this 1608-nucleotide messenger RNA. It is a transcript of the gene AFT1, whose product is annotated as DNA-binding transcription factor AFT1. Gene Ontology annotation, biological process: cellular response to iron ion starvation; positive regulation of transcription by RNA polymerase II. NCBI's taxonomy places the organism in Eukaryota, Fungi, Ascomycota, Saccharomycetes, Saccharomycetales, Saccharomycetaceae. The record is from RefSeq and is a predicted model, not a curated record. Gene Ontology annotation, molecular function: DNA-binding transcription factor activity, RNA polymerase II-specific.